UCAUCGUUCUCGUUCGUCUCUCUCCCUUUUGUAAUCUCCCCUGUCCUUGAUUCCCAGAAAACCUUGUCUGAAACAGAGAUGGGGAAAAGAAGUAUCAGCGGGAGCUUUCCUCGUCGGAGCUUAACGAAUAUAGUUCUAGAAUUAUGUGGGAAGGGAUUAACGGUGGAGGAGAUCGCUGACGACCUCCGUUCCAAGCACCGUGAAUGGGCUCGUUGGAAACGCCAGAUCCUGAUCAUCAAAGUUAAAAAGAUCUUCAAUUCCACGAAAGAGGAAGAGGGUAUUAAUGUAAGUAGGAAGAAACAGAGGCGAGAUGAUGAUCUCGAACAGAGGAAUUCGGAUUUAUGCGAAUCAUCAUCACCUUCUUCUUCUUCCACAUCCGGAAAUGUAUUGACAUCGGACGAUAAUACAAACUUCGACAUCACCAGUGAAAGUCUGCUCAAUUCUUACUCUAAUAAAUCCAAGACUCCAUUGAAGAAGAAAGCUGCGUCAAGUGAAGAAGGAAGUAAGGUUUAUGAUGUAGAGGUUAAAGGACCGACCUUUAAGGACUUGGGUGGGUUAAAGUCUGUUUUGGAUGAGCUCAUGUUUGAAGUGAAACUCCCUCUCUUGUGUCCUGACAUUGUACAAGGCAUUGGUAUGAAACCACUCUCUGGGAUACUACUUCACGGUCCUCCUGGUUGUGGCAAGUCCACACUUGCUUGUGCCAUCGCCAACGAAGCUGGUGUACCCUUUUAUAUGCUCUCUGCUGCUGAAUUGGUUUCUGGUGUUUCUGGUGGAUCAGAAGAGAAUAUCAGAGAGCUCUUCUCUAAAGCCUAUAGAACUGCACCUUCUAUUAUAUUUAUCGAUGAGAUCGACGCGAUUGCCUCAAAGAGGGAGAAUCAGCAAAAGGGCAUGGACACGCGUAUCGUGACGCAGUUACUGAAUUGUAUGGAUGAGAAGUAUAUGCUCUUGAAGCAAAAAGAGAGCAGAGCUUCCUCCGAUGACAUGAGUUCUAAGCCUGGACAUGUGAUUGUAAUCGGAGCUACAAACAGGCCUGACGCUCUUGAUCCGGCAUUGAGGAGAUCUUUGCGGUUUGAUAAGGAGAUCUGUCUCGAUGUGCCAGAUGAGGAGGCUAGGGAAGAGAUUUUCUCUUUGAUCACACGAAACCUUUCACUGGAGAGCACCUUGGACUGUUCCAAGAUUGCUCGUCUGACUUCCGGAUUCGUUGGUGCUGAUUUCGAAGUUUUGGCCAAGAAGGCUGGGAUGGUGGCGGCAAAGAAGAUUAUAAAUUCAAGAAACUCGCAGCUUUCUUCCGAUAUUGAUUCUUUGAUGAGGCAAGAAUUGUCAGAGGAAGAGAGGAAGAAACUCUUUGUCACUACCUCAGAUUUCGAGGAAGCAUUGAAAGAUAUGCAACCUUCUUUAACUAGAGAAGGUUUCUCUACUAUCCCUAAUGUAACGUGGGAUAAUAUUGGUGGACUUGAUCAUCUAAGGGAGGAGUUCUACCAUCAUGUGAUUCUGCCAUUAAAAUUUCCUGAAGAAUGCAAGGGAUUUGAGUUUUGUUUAGAGACGGGUUUUUUGCUCUUUGGACCACCAGGUUGUGGUAAGACUUUAGUUGCACAGGCGGUUGCUAAUGAGGCAGGAGCCAACUUUAUCCAUGUCGAGGGUCCAGAGCUUCUGAGCAAAUAUGUUGGAGAAACCGAGAAGGCUAUUAGGGAGUUGUUCAGUCGUGCCAGGAUGUGCUCUCCAUGCAUUGUCUUCUUUGAUGAGGUGGAUGCUUUAACAACAAAACGUGGGGAGCAAGGUGCUUGGGUUGUUGAACGACCUUUGAAUCAGUUACUCGUUGAAUUGAGUGGCGGAAAAAAACGAGACGGUGUAAUUGUGAUUGCUGCUACAAACAGGCCUGACAUGAUGGACCCGGCUGUUCAAAGGGCAGGCAGGUUUGGGAGACAUAUCUAUGUACCGCUCCCAAACUCGGUACAGCGACAUUCGAUUCUGAAAUCUCUGGUGAGGGAUGUUAGAAUUGACCCGAGUGUUGAUUUGAGUGCCAUAGCGAGGAUGGAGAGUUGUGAGAAUCGUAGUGGAGCUGAUCUCAAAGCUUUGGUGAAACAAGCGGGUUAUGCAGCUUUUAGAGAUACAAACUCAGGCAGUAAUGAGCGUACAAUCAAGAUGGUUCAUUUUGAGCAAGCUUUCACUAAUCUCAAACCGUCUCUCACGAAUCAGCAAGUACGGGAAUACGAGAACAUAUUCAGAGACUUUGAACGCGGCAAGUGA
Thlaspi arvense is the source of this 2247-nucleotide messenger RNA. The record is from the annotation of a GenBank genome assembly. NCBI's taxonomy places the organism in Eukaryota, Viridiplantae, Streptophyta, Magnoliopsida, Brassicales, Brassicaceae.